AUGUCCCUCGAGGUCAUAUAUGUCACCCGCCACGGGUUCCGAUCAGGCUGGAGCGUCGACCCUCUGACUGGCGUUUAUUCCGCCUUCAUACGGUCUCCCACAGGCAUUCCCGCAGACCCUCCCUUGACGUCGCAUGGAGUAUCGCAGGCCAAGGAGAUGGGCCAGCAUCUGAUGACACUUGAUCCUCCCAUCGACGUCGUGUACUCUAGCCCAUACUACAGGUGCUUGCAGACAAUCACACCCUUUGUAGAGCUCAAGAGACAACAAUCCGAAGGCAAACUCGACACUGCGGCCACCAAAAUCCGCCCAGAGUAUGGACUAUGUGAGUUCUUUGGAGCAGCGCCCUUUGACCACCCAGUGCCAGCGCCUGCCGAGCGACUCAAGGCGCUGUUUCCAGCUUACGACCAAGACUACGUGUCCGCCUUGACCCCGUCGAGAAGAGGUGAAACGAUCCAGGACCUGUACGGGCGAGUUGCAGCAGCCGUGCAAGCCAUCAUCGACCAAUGUGAUCGGGAGGGAAAGCGCGCCGCCUUAAUAUGCACACAUGCAGCCGUAAUCAUCGCUCUGGGCCGCGUUCUGUCGGGUAACAUCCCCGACACUGUCGAGACGGAGGAUUUCCAAGCCUUCACCUGCGGGCUGAGCGUCUACCGCAGGCGAAGCAUGCAGACGAGCACGGCCGGUUCUGGCGAACCUGGGUCACCAAUAAGCGAGGCCCAGCCCGUGGGAGCAUGGCAGUGCGAGCUGGACAGCGACUGCAGCUUCCUGAGCUCUGGAGAGGAGCGAGGAUGGAGGUUCUCGGGCGACGAAUCGUUUCCAGGAACUGGGUCGCUGUCCCAGGCCGAAGCAGGUUCUAAACUCUAG
Fusarium falciforme is the source of this 861-nucleotide messenger RNA. RefSeq lists its product as hypothetical. The record is from RefSeq and is a predicted model, not a curated record. Lineage: Eukaryota; Fungi; Ascomycota; Sordariomycetes; Hypocreales; Nectriaceae. The coding region runs from base 1 to 861 and encodes 286 amino acids. The transcript is spliced from 4 exons.